CAGAGUUUAUCAGUUUGAUAUGUUUUUAAUUGAAUGAAAAAUGAUGGCAUAUUGUAAAGAGAUCAUUUCAUUUCUUCUUCUCCAGUCCUUACUUAUUAAUUUCUCCUUGUGCUACAUCGUGAAACGAAAAGCACCAGAAGGAAAACUUUACGUAUUUUUAAAAAGAGAAGGAUGUGUAUCAGUACAAAGUGGAAGUCCUUGUACAUUAAACUGGAAAUUGAAUCCAUACAUCGCCAAAGUUUACACACAGAAGAACAAGGUCGUUUCACAUGCACUCAAUCUCUAUACUCAACUUGGCGUUUCAUCUUUGUGCAGAGAUGCUGUUAAAGAAGCGUUAUGUUCACAAGUGACCCCAAGAUGUUCAGAAAGCGAUUACAGUCGAGAUUAUGGUGAUGUUACAAGGCUGUGUAACAACGUUUACUCUCGUUGUCCUUCAGAUCUCGUAAAUGAUUUAAAGAACCAAAAAUUCUGCAAGAAUUUUAAAAAGGGCAGACAUUCAAACGGUCAGUGUGUUGCGAAUACUGCACCCAUCAGUGGUGCUUGUCCGCAGCCAAAGUAUAAGAUGACAUCGUGGUUCCUUGAAGAAUAUCGAAAAACUUCUGUAAGAAUCCAGCCAGCUUUGAGACGUAUUCGUAGUCUACAAUACGGUGAUGGUAGAAGGAUUUUUUCACAUUUAUGUGUUUCACGAAUAACUGAAAUUAAAUGUGCAGCAAUUUAUUGCUCAGCAACUGAAGCUGAGCUCUUGGUAAAAAUGAAUAGAAAUGAUUGCCAUCAGGUCGUCAGUGACUGUGUCGACGAACCAUUUAUAAGAUUGUCAAAUUCGACUAGUGAUUGGAAUGCUUUGAAUACUUUGAGAAAUCAACUUAGAACGAAUUGCAACUUCUAUGCUGCGUCUUCGCCAGACUUGCGAUCUGAGCCUGCACGCAUUAAUAGUGGAAACAGACAACACGGAGCCAAUGGAAUGCUGCCCAUUGCCUUUUUUGCACUUGUAAAUGUGAUUUUAAUUUCAUAAGAUUCAGUUAAAUUAAAGAUAUUAUUAUAUUCAUUUGUAUUCAGAAAAACUUCACACAAAGUUUGACUCAAUAUAGUAACACUUAGUGUCAGUCUCAAUACUACUUGCAUGAUAUUUUUUAAUUUUAUAGUUGGUGGAUACUUUGUAUGAUUCUUUCUGAUUAGUCGUUUUCACGUAUUAUGCAUUGGAAUGCAUUGAUAAUAAUAUAAAUACUAGUAAGAAUAUUGAUGUUAAAUUGUUAAAUUGUUAAACUAAAAGGGAAACUUUACGUAUUUUCAA
This is a messenger RNA of Xenia sp. Carnegie-2017, 1291 nucleotides long. RefSeq lists its product as uncharacterized. NCBI's taxonomy places the organism in Eukaryota, Metazoa, Cnidaria, Anthozoa, Malacalcyonacea, Xeniidae. The transcript is spliced from 3 exons. Bases 41 to 1012 code for a protein of 323 amino acids. Gene Ontology annotation, molecular function: protein binding. The record is from RefSeq and is a predicted model, not a curated record.